AUGCCAAAAACGACAAAGGCUGCUCAUGUGCACUGGGUCGAGGCACUGGCCGGCGCACCUUCCAACCCGGCACAGAAGAAGCCUCCUAGCAGGCGGACAAUCCUGCGUAGCGAGGCGCGAGAGCUGAUUGACGGCAAAUUUGGACUUGCUGUCGGCAAUCCCUUUGCCGGUCUUUGGUACACUAUCGAAGACUACGCCGAGACCAUCGUCAUCUGCUACGGGUACAAGAUCGAGGGCUGGCCGCCCUCUAUCCCGUUCCGCAACAUGAGCAAUGUCGGCGGCUGCGAGGUCCUCAGUGAGCUCAUCGAGCUGUGGAAGGAGGAUAAGAUCAAGUUCGUACCUGCCACCAAUCUCGACAAGCUCAAUGCCGCCCUCGACCCGACUCUCGUCGCACCCGGCAAAGGCUUCAUCCACCGCAAGAACUCGGGCGGACGAGACGACAUUGGCCGGUCGCGCUACCGCCCGAAGACAAAGCCAGACGGGGGGCCUCUGCGGCGGCCAAAGGACGGCCCAAAGAGCGCGAAGGUCAUUCACUCGGACGACGAGGACGACUCGCAGGCGAACGUGCGCCCACUGCGUCUGAUCCCCCUGCCGCUCUUGCCUCCAUUCGCACCUGGUCAGUUUUCGCCGAGCAGCUCAUCUGGCGCGUCUCGAGAGGCGGAGGAGUCGGAGAUCGAGGACUUUUUGGACGACGAGCAGUAG
Messenger RNA from Trametes versicolor FP-101664 SS1, 702 nucleotides. RefSeq lists its product as uncharacterized. The coding region runs from base 1 to 702 and encodes 233 amino acids. NCBI's taxonomy places the organism in Eukaryota, Fungi, Basidiomycota, Agaricomycetes, Polyporales, Polyporaceae. The record is from RefSeq and is a predicted model, not a curated record. The transcript has 2 exons.